UCUUUAUUCCUUUUCAUAAUUUUACGUAUUAUUCUUCACAUCAUAUUUCGUCUAUGUUGAAUUUUUUUCAGUGCAAGUGUCUGUCUUUGCUGUAUCGCCAUCGAAUUGAUUUAGGCAGUGAAAAUUUUUUCAGAUAAUUUUCCUCCGCACAAACUCCAUUAGUACGUAAUUUAAAAUAGACCAAUUUUAAGUGAAUAAUCAUAAUUCAAAUUUUGCUGUGUAAUAAAAUAAAAAAUUCGAUAAGAUGUCCGAGUACUGGCUCAUCUCUGCACCUGGCGAUAAGACCUGCCAGCAAACAUUCGAUACCAUGAAUAGUUUAACUAAUAAACAAAAUAAUUUGUGCAAUAACUUCAAAUUUCAUAUACCCGAUCUUAAGGUUGGUACCUUAGAUCAACUUGUCGGUUUAUCCGAUGAUUUGGGUAAGUUGGAUAGUUACGUUGAACAAAUUACGCGUAAAGUAGCUGCCUACUUGGGAGAAGUGCUGGAGGAUCAACGCGAUAAAUUGCAUGAGAAUUUACUCGCCAAUAACAGUGAGUCAAGCAUUUAA
Molecule: messenger RNA, 547 nt
Organism: Teleopsis dalmanni
Lineage: Eukaryota; Metazoa; Arthropoda; Insecta; Diptera; Diopsidae
Product: V-type proton ATPase subunit C-like
Exons: 3
Coding region: 245-547 (100 amino acids)
Biological process (GO): proton transmembrane transport
Cellular component (GO): vacuolar proton-transporting V-type ATPase, V1 domain; lysosomal membrane
Molecular function (GO): proton-transporting ATPase activity, rotational mechanism
Source: RefSeq, a predicted model, not a curated record